Molecule: messenger RNA, 1017 nt
Organism: Carya illinoinensis
Lineage: Eukaryota; Viridiplantae; Streptophyta; Magnoliopsida; Fagales; Juglandaceae
Exons: 1
Coding region: 1-1017 (338 amino acids)
Molecular function (GO): catalytic activity
Source: RefSeq, a predicted model, not a curated record
AUGCUGGUUUGGAACGUGCGGGGGUUGGGCACGUCUAAAAGAAGACUGAGGAAUCUGAUCAGGAAAUAUAAACCAUCGGUUUUAGUACUUUUUGAACCUUUUGCUGCAGAGGAGGUGAUGGUGUACUGGGCGAAUGUUUUUGGAUAUCCAUCUUACUGCGCCAAUGAAGCUAUGGGAGGGAAGAUUUGGGUACUCUGGAUUGAGGAAUUGACAUUUGAGAUGCAAGGUAUGUCAAAUCAGAUGAUAUCCGGCUGCUUUAGCAAGGGAGAGGAUAGCAUAAAUGUGGUUUUUGUAUAUGCCAAAUGUAAUCCCGUGGAAAGGAGGUUGCUUUGGCAAGAGAUGGAGGCAAUGCGAGAUGAUCGUACUCCACUAUUGGUGGUAGGCGAUUUUAACAUUAUCCGAGAAGACCGAGAACGUAUUGGGGGCAAUCCGAGAUCUCUGUCGGCUAUGUCGGAGUUUAAUUCCUGUAUACAUAACUGUGGUCUUGUGGAGAUGACAAGUUAUGGAGGAAGAAUGUCAUGGUGCAAUGGGCAUCGGUGUCUUUCGAGGAGUUGGGCACGUUUGGAUAGAGGUCUUCUGAACUUGGCUUUCUCUCAAAGGUUUCCGAAUGGGUGCAUGGAGUACUUAAAGAGGAAGACUUCGGAUCACUAUCCAAUGCUAAUCAAGCUUGCGGUGGAGUCCCAGAGGUAUGGGCCGGCUCCAUUUCGGUUCCAAAGCAUGUGGUGCACUCAUGAGAAGUUUCUUCAGUGUGUGGAGGGUGUAUGGAGAGAACCAGUUCUUGGGAUUGGUUUAGUGUGCUUGGCGGCAAAAUUGAAAAAGCUGAAGCCGGUGCUUAGGAACUGGAAUCAGGAGAUUUUUGGCCGAGUAGAUCAGUCGAUAAAGGAGUUAGAGGCAAAGGUGGAACUUCUGGAGAUACAGUUGCAAGAAAGGCAUGAAGCCGACUUAGAGAACGAGUAUAUGCAGGCCAAAGCGGAAUUAGAGAGGUGGGAAAACAGGGAAGAGAUUCGUCUGUCUUAA